Phyllotreta striolata is the source of this 2235-nucleotide messenger RNA. The record is from the annotation of a GenBank genome assembly. NCBI's taxonomy places the organism in Eukaryota, Metazoa, Arthropoda, Insecta, Coleoptera, Chrysomelidae.
GAAUUUUGAGCAACAGUAAGUUUGAAUUAUUUCGGAAAAUUUAACAGAACGCCAACUUAACAGACACUUGUUGCCAACCUUUCCCCCAAGACUCUUAGAAUUUCCCAAACUAAUCAAGUGUGCUUUGCUUUUCCAAAGGUUUCAGAUAAUGAAACGAUGGCUCGAUCGAAUCGAAUCGAAAAUGCCGUCGAAUCAUCACGACAUUGACGUGUUUUCGUCGCAUUUUUACCCAAUAAAUUCCAUCGAUACCUAUUAGAAACGAUAAAAAAAAUUCGCACGCCCCGCAUAUUCCCAGUUGGCCGUGUUUCUCGUUCCAUUUAGUUCCGUUUGUUCGGAACAAACGCGAUGACCACCACCGAUUUAGCGGUGAUCGUACCAUCGGCCUUUUUAAUCAUGCAAAUCUUGGAGGAUUUGAAAAUCAAAGCGGCCAUGUUGCUGCAAGCCGUCAAAAUCUACUGGAAGACGCUGUUUAUCGUGAUUUACCCGCUAGUAUUGUUGCCAGUGUUCCUCACCAAUAACACGUCGGCCUUCCGAUGUCUCUACGUCGUCUUGCUGAUGGCAGGUUACUGGGUGUUCGAGGUGCUCCCUCUGCCGGUGACCUCACUCAUACCGAUGGUGCUCUUCCCGCUGAUGGGCAUCCUGGACUCGGACAAGACGUCGCUGUGCUACCUGAAGGAGACCAAUAUGAUGUUCGUCGGCGGGCUGAUCAUCGCCAUAGCCGUGGAGCAUUGCAAUUUGCACAAGAGGGUGGCCUUGUACGUGAUCAAGUUGGUCGGGUGCAGCCCCAGACGGUUGAACAUCGGCCUGUGCUCGGUCACCAUGCUGAUAUCCAUGUGGAUAUCCAACACGGCCGCCGCUGCUAUGAUGAUACCCAUUAUUGAAGCCACGCUGCUGGCCUUGGAAGAACAAGGCAUCGGCGAGAUGUUCGAAAGCAGCGACCUGGAGGAGCCCCAGCAGGCGGAGAUCGAACGCGACGCCACCGAAGACACCAAACGGCCCACCAGGACCACCAUGUGCUACUUCAUAUCGACAGCGUACGCGGCCAGCAUCGGCGGCAUGGGCUGCAUCAUCGGCUCCGGCACCAACCUCACCUUCAAAGGCCUCUACGAGACGCUGUUCCCCAACAGUCCCGGCGUCGAGUUCACCAAGUGGAUGAUCCUCAACGUGCCGCUGAUGCUGCUCAUGAUGUACCUGGGCAUCGUGUGGAUGCAGUUCUGGUACAUGGGCCUCUUCCGGCCGAACAGCGCCGACGCCAAGAAGAUCCGCGUCGGCCAGCAGGGCGCCGCCGUCGCCAAGAAGCUGAUCAACCACCAGCUGGAGCAGCUGGGGCCCAUGUCGUUCCACGAGGGCGCCAUCGGCUGUUGCUUCCUGCUGUCGAUCGUCUUGUGGUUCUUCAGGAAGCCGCAGUUCGUUACCGGAUGGGCCGAGUUGAUUACCAACCAUAAGGUGAAAGACGCGACGGCCGCCCUAAUAGUAGUCCUCAUAAUGUUCAUAUGCCCGUCGAAACCGGACUUCAUCUACAUCUUCAGCAAGAACGACCGCAUCAGGCCGAAGGCGCCGUCGCCGGCCCUCAUCUCCUGGAAGAUCGUCCAGCAGAAGAUGCCGUGGGGCCUGCUCUUCCUGUUGGGCGGCGGCUUCGCCAUGGCCGAGGGCUCCAAGGCGAGCGGCAUGAGCCACAUGAUCGCCCAGCACCUGCGCGGCUUCACGCAGCUCAACAAGUACUACGUGAUGCUGAUAUCGGGCAGCAUGGGCGCCGUGCUGACGCAGUUCUCCAGCAACGUGGCGUGCGCCAACGUGCUGCUGCCCGUCCUCGCCGAGAUGUCCGUCGACGCCAAGAUCCAUCCGAUGUACCUCAUGAUGCCGGCGGCGCUCUGCUGCUCGUUCGCCUACUGCCUGCCGGUGUCGACGCCGCCCAACGCCAUCGCGGCCGCCCCCUGCAACAUGGCCUCCGGCGAGAUGUCCAAGGUGGGCAUCGGCAUGACCAUCAUCUCUCUGCUGGUGCUCUUCCUGAUCUUUCCCUAUUACGGCAACCUCAUCUGGGACCUGGAGACCUUCCCGGCUUGGGCGGAGGAGCAGGACGUGUAGGAAUAUGUCGUGGGGAAUAUAUUAUUUGCGAUGAGGGGGCGAAAAUUUUUUUUCAAAAAAUUGUAUUCUGUAAAUAUUUCAACGUUGUAUAUAGUUGGGUUUUUUUGUUCGAAAUGAUGACCUAAAGUGCGUUCACGUUGCUUUGGUAAU